Diospyros lotus (date-plum) is the source of this 3895-nucleotide messenger RNA. Its product is annotated as mitogen-activated protein kinase kinase kinase YODA-like. The transcript is spliced from 13 exons. Gene Ontology annotation, biological process: protein phosphorylation. NCBI's taxonomy places the organism in Eukaryota, Viridiplantae, Streptophyta, Magnoliopsida, Ericales, Ebenaceae. The record is from RefSeq and is a predicted model, not a curated record. Gene Ontology annotation, molecular function: ATP binding; protein kinase activity. Bases 544 to 3183 code for a protein of 879 amino acids.
AGACAAAAAGCUCUGUAUUUUCUGGACAUACUCUCAACGCUUUUUCUUCUCUCUCUCUCUCUCUCUCUCUCUCUCUCUGGUUCCAGUGUUGUAUCUACGCGAUUUCUUGCAAAUCUCACAAUUGGAAAUUCUCGAAAGCCCAUUUUUGUUUCCUCUCUCUCCCUCUCUCUCUCUCUCACUGUCAGAUUACUAGGGUUUUGCUUUUGCACUUACUGACUGGAUUUGUACUGACACGUGAGUGAGAUCGGCUCUUGUUCUUUUGCUGUGCGUAUCUCAGAAUUUGAGGAUGGGGAGGCAUGAACACUUACUUGGGGUGGGAGUUAGUGGGCCAAGGAGGAUGCUUGAUUGCUAAUUUUCUCUUCAUGUCAUGUACUACCCUUGCAUGCCAUUGAGAAGCAGUUUGUACAGUUAUUAUAACUAGAGAGCAAGCAGCUCCAUGGGGGACAAUGAUGGGAAAUGUUGUUAGUUAUGCUUUGUAAAGUUAUUUAUUAAGUUUCUACUUGCUGCUGGAUAUAGCCAUCAACAUAUAUUAGCUAUAAAAACAUGCCUUCAUGGUGGCCAAAGUCAUCUAAAGAAGCAAAGAAGAAAACAAGCAAGGAAAGUUUCAUUGAUUCAUUUCACCGUAAAUGCAAGAUUUCAUCUGAAAAUAAACCUUCCAGUAGAUCCAGAAGUUCUCAAAGGAAUAGCUGUGAUACUGUUUCAGAGAAGGGAUCUCAGUCCAGACCAGGGUCAAGGUCGCCAUCUCUGUCUAAACAUGUAGCAAGAUGUCAAAGUUUUGUUGAAUGUCGUCAAGCACAACCGCUUCCCCUUCCUGGUCUGCACCCUGCUGGUGUAGGUCGUACAGAUUCUGGAAUCAGUGCAUCAGCAAGACAAAAAGGCACCAAGGCAUCACCGUUUCUGCCUCUCCCAAGACCUGGAUGCAUUCAGAACAGGCCAGAUCCUGCAGAUUUAGAUGGAAACAUAGUCACUGCUUCCUUUUCUAGCGAGAGCUCCACUGAUAGUGAUGAACCAACUGACCCACCUCAGCACAGUCCCCUGGCAGCUGACUCUGAAAAUUGCAGUAGAACUGCUGCUGGAAGUCCUCCUAGCGUGAUGGUAAAGGACCAGUCUGUCAUGGAAAUGAAGUCAAGGAAACCAAUAAAACCAGCUAAUCAGCUCUUCUCUUCAUCACCUAAAAGGAGACAUUUGAGAAACCAAAUACCAAAUUUACAGGUCCCUUCCCAUGGUAAUUUGAAUUUCUUCAGUGCUCCAGAUAGCUCAAUGUCAAGUCCUUCCAGAAGCCCAGUAAGAGCAUUUGGUACCGAGCAAAUUAUAAAUGCUGCUUUCUGGACUGGGAAGACAUAUCCAGAUCUACCUUUACUUGGAUCAGGUCAUUGUUCCAGUCCAGGCUCAGGGCAAAAUUCUGGGCAUAAUUCAAUGGGAGGUGAUAUGUCAGGACAGUUAUUUUGGCAGCCUAGUCGAGGUAGCCCAGAGUAUUCACUAAUUCCGAGUCCCCGAAUGACUAGCCCUGGCCCUGGCUCCAGAAUUCAUAGUGGUGCUGUCACACCACUUCAUCCUAGAGCUGGAGGGGUAGCCACUGAUGACGGGAAACAACAAAGUCACCGGUUGCCUCUUCCUCCUGUAACAGUUUCAAAUGCUUAUCCUUUCUCUCAUUCAAAUUCAGCAGCAGCAUCUCCCUCUGUUCCACGAAGUCCAGGAAGGUCAGAGCAUCCAACAAGUCCUGGUUCUCGCUGGAAAAAAGGAAAGUUGCUUGGUAGAGGGACAUUUGGGCAUGUUUAUGUUGGUUUUAACAGUGAAAGCGGUGAAAUGUGUGCAAUGAAGGAGGUUACAUUAUUAUCCGAUGAUGCCAAGUCCAAGGAAAGUGCAAAGCAGCUGGGACAAGAAAUUUCAUUGUUGAGUCGCUUAAGGAAUCCAAAUAUUGUGCAGUAUUAUGGGUCUGAAACAGUUGGUGAUAAACUCUAUAUAUAUUUGGAGUAUGUGUCUGGUGGUUCGAUCUAUAAGCUUCUCCAAGAAUAUGGACAGUUUGGUGAACUAGCAAUUCGGAGCUACACAAAACAAAUACUGUCAGGGCUGGCAUAUUUGCAUACUGAAAAUACUGUUCAUAGGGAUAUUAAGGGAGCAAACAUUCUUGUAGACCCAAAUGGUCGUGUCAAGUUGGCGGAUUUUGGAAUGGCAAAGCAUAUCACUGGACAGCCUUGUCCAUUAUCAUUUAGGGGAAGCCCUUAUUGGAUGGCACCUGAGGUUAUCAAGAAUUCAAAUGGUUGUAACCUUGCUGUUGAUAUAUGGAGUCUUGGAUGCACUGUUUUGGAAAUGGCUACUGCAAAACCUCCAUGGAGCCAAUAUGAAGGGAUUGCUGCCAUGUUUAAGAUUGGUAACAGUAAAGACCUUCCUGAAAUCCCUCAUCACCUCUCAGAUGAUGGAAAGGAUUUUGUGAGGCGGUGUUUGCAACGUGAUCCACUACAUCGUCCUAGUGCUUCUCAGCUUUUGGAACAUCCAUUUGUGAAAAAUGCUGCAUCAUUGGAGAGAGCAGUUAUAGGUCCUGAGCUUCCCGAGGCACCUGCUGGAGCAAAAUCUAUGGAUGUUGGACUUGCUAGAAAUGUUUCAAACUUGGAUUCUGAAAGACUUGCUAUCCAUUCUUCCAGAGUUUCAACUGGUCUCUAUUCCAGCGAAGUUCAGAUUCCAAGGAAUAUAUCAUGCCCAGUAUCUCCAGUUGGAAGCCCUCUUUUACAUCCUAGGUCACCGCAAAAUUUGGAUGGAAGAGUGUCUCCAUCGCCUAUAUCUAGCCCACAUGCCAUGUCAGGCUCAUCCACACCUCUCACGGGUUGCGGUGGUACUAUCCCAUUUCACCACCUUAACCAAUCUGUUUACUUACAGGAGGGCUUUGGAAGCAAGACAAACACCCCCCAGAGUCCAUACCUUAAUAGCCCCUCCUAUCAUAAUCCAAAACAGGAUAUCUUCAGGGGCAUGCAGUCAGGAUCUCAAAUCUUUCGAGAUUUUUUGUCUAGUGAAAGUGAGACUCUAGGAAAGCAGUCUGGAAGACCCAUUCACGGUGAACCAUAUGAUGGGCAAUCAGUCUUGGCUGAUCGUGUGAGUCAGCAGCUAUUGCGGGAUCAUGUCAGACUCGGCCCAUCUCUGAAUCUCCAUUCUGUGUCUCCCACAUCAGACCGGAUUAAUGGAAUCUAACUUAGUUUUCUACUAAGGACUGCCAUUCAGGCCAAACUUGCCAAGCUGCCACUGUUUUUAGGUUUGGACGGUUUACAUAUUCUGAUCAUAUAACUAACUGUUGAAGAAGCUAACGAAGAUAGAGAGAAAUCCUUGGGCCAAAUGGACAAAUCUUUGGAAGAUGGAGAGGCUCGGUGAGUAAAUUACUUGCAGCUUCUUAUGAUUCUCGCGCUGACAUUUUAGGGUUCCUCGAAUGGGAGACAGUGGAAGUACCUCUGUGACAAUUAUACACCUAUUUGUUGAAGCCUGCUUCCUGACACAAUUUAUUGCCAUACAAUGUUACAUCAGCUUAAGCGGCCAUCUGACACUGUACUGGUCCGAGGUACCAAUGGAAGCUUGAAGCUGCUGCAGAGGAAAGAUAGCUUUCAAUGAUCGGGUGCGUGGCAGAUCCUCCAAAUGUCGUGUUACCGAAAUAAACUGUUUUAAGUUAUUUCAUUUCACGGAAGAUAAGAGUAGGCUAGAACAAUGGAGGAAUGAAUUUGAUGAUGUACAGAAAAUGGGUAAAAACUGAGGUAGGCAUCACACGUUGUGGGUGAAGCAAUCACUGAUGAAUUGAGUUUAGCAGCAUAACCCCCCAACCCUCCCCCAAUUUCUGCUGUUCUACCUAAUAUGUUGUUACACAUUACCAUUUCUGCGAAUUAAAGAGUUUAGUAGCCUCAUUUUUCAUUGUGAA